This is a messenger RNA of Gasterosteus aculeatus aculeatus (three-spined stickleback), 3847 nucleotides long. It is a transcript of the gene tgds, whose product is annotated as TDP-glucose 4,6-dehydratase. Gene Ontology annotation, biological process: nucleotide-sugar metabolic process. The record is from RefSeq and is a predicted model, not a curated record. Gene Ontology annotation, molecular function: dTDP-glucose 4,6-dehydratase activity. NCBI's taxonomy places the organism in Eukaryota, Metazoa, Chordata, Actinopteri, Perciformes, Gasterosteidae.
CGCAAAUAACGCAACGUAUCCAGUGUAUUGAGGCCGUCAGAGACACUUACCGUUUCCUGUUAGCGUUCUGGUUUGACAUCUGAAUAUAAGACCGAAAUAACUGUCGUCUUCCCGUCGCUAGGAUACCUUAAAAUAAAUGGACUGCAGCCAGUGUUCAGGGAUACCGGAAGAUGGACUUCAACAGGAAGGUGCUGGUGACUGGAGGCUCUGGAUUCAUUGGCUCCCACCUGGUGUGUUCGCUGGUCGACAGACACCCUGACUGGAGAAUCAUAAACCUGGAUAAUUUGGACUACUGCUGCAGCCCCAGGAGCCUGGAGAGUGUUGAAGGCAGAGCCAACUACACUUUCAUCAGGGGGGACGUGUGCAACUCACAGCUGCUGAAUCACAUCUUCAACACAGAGAACAUCGACGUGAUCUUUCACCUGGCGGCCAAAACGCACGUCGAGUCGUCGUUUGAAAGUCCGUCCGCCUUCCAGCGCGUUAACGUCGACGGGACCAGAGUUCUGCUGCGAGCCGCCCACCAGGCCCGACACCGGCCACAGCGCUUCAUCCACGCCAGCACCGACGAGGUGUACGGAGCCAGCCUGGACCAGGUGUUCGAUGAGAGCAGUCCAGUGAGGCCCUCCAACCCAUAUUCUGCCACGAAAGCAGCUGCAGAGUACCUGGUUCGAUCCUACUGGGACACGUAUAAGUUUCCCGUCAUCAUCACCAGAAGCAACAACAUCUACGGGCCCAGACAGUUCCCCGAGAAGGUCAUUCCGAGGUUUCUCGCCCUCCUGCAAAGGAACAAGAAAUGCACCAUCCAGGGAACUCUCCCUAAAUCGCGACAUUUCCUGUUUGUCGACGACGCCGUCGAUGCCUUCCUGCUGCUUCUGGAGAACGGCGUUGUGGGAGAAAUCUACAAUGUGGGGACCAGCUGUGAGAUUCCCAUCGUGCACCUGGCCAGGGAACUCGUCAAGAUGGUCAAGAACGUGCCGGACUGCGAGGCGAACGACUGGCUCGAGUUUGUCGCUGACAGGCCGCGCGUUGACCUCCGCUACCCCAUCAAAUGUGAGAAGCUGCAGCAGCUGGGCUGGAGGGCGCAGGUGUCCUGGGCUGAAGGCAUCAGACAGACAGUGAAAUGGUACCAAGACAACCCGGACUUCUGGGUGGACGCAGGAGAGGGCCGAGAACAGAUCAGAAGCCGGCUCGAAGACGCCAACGACUUAGUGGGGAACGCUUCAUUUCUCGGCUCGUCGUCGGACCAACGGAGAGGAGGAGGAGGAGCAGCCUCCCUUCAAUCGAAGCCUUGAAAUGACUGAUAACCAGCAGCACUCGUGCGGCGGAUCCUGAAUGUACGGCGACGUCUACAGCGUGGGACUGAUCUUUGCUCAUUUCCUUGAGUGCCUUUUACUUCACGGUUCAAACUGGAGCUUAACUCUGAAAAUCAGUGACAAAAUAUUAAAGUAUUUCCUUCGCAAGCAAGUUACUCUGACGUGAGGAAGGCCGCGGGAAACCAGCUGCUCAAGUGCACGUAAACUCAUCAGCAAAUUUCACAUGUUUGUCAGCGGCCUUAAGGGAGAAGGGAACGCCAACCAUUUGUUUUAUAGACAUUCCAAUGAUGUUUUUGACUGAAAUAAACUUUGAUAUUUAAUAACUAAACGAGGUGCUUUGCAUUUGAAAUCACUUAGAAGACACCAUGUUUACAUUUGCAAAUCCAAACCUUUAUUUGUGGUAAAAUCAGAAUAGAUGCACUUUUUUUUUUUCUUCGUGCAGUGCUCCUCUUCGUGCACGUCUACUAAACUAAUACACAAAGCAAAUACUAACUACCAGGCUGGAGGUGCUGUGUGUUCACAUUGGGGGGGGAGGGUCUGGCCAGUCAGCAAUGGUGACAACACUGCGCCUUUAUCUCAUUUCAAUUCAGUCACUAAACAGCAACCACUCCUAAAUACAACUACACACCUCUACUGUAAUAACACUCUAGAGUAUAUUGAAUUGAAAGUCAAAUAAAGCUGCAGAGUCUUGAUUUUCUUUGGUGUCCCAACGUUGUUUCCCAGAAUGCCUUUGGUCAUGAACUAGACACAAGCUGUGAGCUCAUUGCAAAAAUGUUUUGAUGCGCAUACGAAAAAAAGGUGACAACGUGUGCACAAUAUCCGUCUCGGUCAUUGAUCGUGGGUGUGGCCGGGGCCACAUUGCAUUCUGGUCCGUUGGGGCUACCGUUAAUGGACCCGUCCCUCUGCAGAGGGGCUGAAGCUGCGAUACCAUGUUGUAUGGAUCAGCUACUUGCGUUAAAGACGCACGGAUGGACGUCGGCAGGUCGUCCUUUCCCCCAUUUCUGAUUGGCCAGAAGCUCCCACACAUGAGCGUUUACACACUGACGCCUGAAAAUAUGCAAAUCACAACAACAUAGCGAUAGAACCACAGUUAAUUCUGUGUUAUGAAGACUUUAAAGAUCACCACUUGCCAGACAUUCACAACAAGGGUAUUAACGGGAAGGAAAAGUGUAAAGACUCAAAUGAACAAAAAAAAAAAAGACAACAGAAAAAUAAACAUCUGACUUGGAGAGAAUCUGGACACUUGUUUUUUGUACUGCAUGUUUGUUUUUUUACAAAAUGGUCUUUGAUCGUAACGUUUUGUCAAUGUUAUUAUUUUUUAUUAAUCCAAACCUUGGCAUAUAUGGCGGUAUUGUCUCAAAUUUUGUCUGCCAAUUAAAAGUGGCGGUUGACGUUUGAUUUUCAUUAUUGGCAAUGGAACCUGUCGCACAAACAGGCGUAUGGAUCUGAUACGGAGUCCAAUGUGACUAAAGGUCACCGCGUAGGACCUCUCUCCUUAUAUGUCAAACGCAUCCACUGUAAUAACCGGCCGGGCUUCACUCUGAGGCCUCGUGUGACUUAUCGUACCUCGUAUGGUUGGAACCGACACGUCGCAUGCUUCUUUAAAACCAAUGUUUCUACUGACGAGGGAGGAAUAAGAGGGCUGCUGCGACCUCGACUGCUAUCGAGGUGCCAGUUUAGCUCAUUAAGUCCAAACUGUUUGAACGGCCUCAAACAGAGAAUUGGUGUUUGGGGCUUUUUGAUAAACGUGAUCUGUUUUUGGCACCGGUGUCGCCGUUUUUCUGUAGUCGCACGUAAGCCCCCCCCCCCCCCCCCGGAUGCAGCGGUGACACAUUUUAGGAGAAAUCCCUACACAUUGCAUCUUUAACAUUAAAAAGCUCACACUACCCCAGAAAAAUAGAAAUUUUCACUCAUACCAAUGACAUUCAACAUUCAAGUGCCAGUGUUUUUGUUUACGGUCUUUUGGUCAAGUCACUUUGUAAAAUAUCAACUUUUGUUUUAGGCUUAUAAAAAUAAAUAUUUCUCAAAAAUGCCUGAUAAAUUACACAAACUAGCAGCGAAAGUAGACUCGAGAACUCUGUGUGCAAACAGCUGAUUCCUGCGGUUGCUGAUAACGACGACUCCACCUGGUCCCAAAAAAAACGGUUUCAUAUCCGGAGGAAAACACGCGCACGCGCACGCGCACACACACACACACACACACACACACACGCACACGCACACACGCACACAGAACCUCUCUUUUUGACCUGGCUGCGCUACACUCACUCCUUUGAAGCACUCGGACCACAGAAGACUUUAGUCCAACACCCGACCAAUUUUUCGGUGGAACCCGAUGGGAGCGUAGCACCAAGAACGGUUCACUCACAAUCAAACGUCUCCGUCGGUAACCGUGGUGACGUGGAAUCUUUCACAAUGGCCACACAGUCAGUGACGGUUGCCAUGGCAAUGCUGUCUGCAGUGUAACCAACUACCAUCUUCCUCUGUUGGGGCUGGGUAUCACCCUUGAAUUUAAGGCCACAAAAAAAAAAAAA